Molecule: messenger RNA, 3720 nt
Organism: Bombyx mandarina (wild silkworm)
Lineage: Eukaryota; Metazoa; Arthropoda; Insecta; Lepidoptera; Bombycidae
Product: NPC intracellular cholesterol transporter 1 homolog 1b
Biological process (GO): cholesterol homeostasis; sterol transport; intestinal cholesterol absorption
Cellular component (GO): plasma membrane
Molecular function (GO): cholesterol binding
Source: RefSeq, a predicted model, not a curated record
AUGAAUUUUUUUAUAACGCUCAUUCUUGUGUUUUUGUAUACAAGCGAUGUGAAGGCGAAAUGUCGGUUUCGCGGUGAGUGCAUCGAAAUCGCGGGCCAUGCAAAGCCUUGCCCUGUGGAUAUUGAAGCAAGACCUGUCGUAGAAGGACUGUCGCCAGCAGAUGCCGAAGAAAUCGUUGACAUUUUAACUGAAAGAUGUCCUAGUCUUGUUUUCGAUGAAAACGGUGUUAAGAAGCCAUUCAAUGAAAUCUUAACUUGUUGUGAACCCGUCCAAAUCAGGAAGCUAUCGGAGAGCUUAAUGUUGGCUGAUGGUAUCCUGGGCCGUUGUCCAACAUGCUUAAGAAAUUUCGCCAGACAAAUUUGUGAGAUGAACUGUUCUCCUGAUCAAUCUCGUUUCGUUGAUGUCUACACUGAAGUAUCAGGAGGUGUCCGAUAUGUGAACGAAAUCGAUUAUAGACUUUAUGAACCGUUUAUGCUGGGAGCUCACGCAUCGUGUGCCGGCGUUAUAAUUCCACAAACGGGCUUACCAGCAAUUAACAUGAUGUGUGGCAAUGCAGUUGUUUGUGAUGCUGAUGCAUGGUUUGGAUUUACUGGAGACACCUCAAGCAAUCCAAUGGCACCGGUGCAAGUUAACUUUUUAAGGUGGCCUACACCCGAAGACUCAAUGAAUGCGCCUGCUCCACAGUGUAACGAAACCGCAGAAGGUGAUCUUCCAUGUAGUUGCGUUGAUUGCGCUGCCAUGUGCCCAACUGGGACUGAACCCGUUGUUCCUGAAAUUUGUACUGUUCUAGACGUUCACUGCGUUGGUUUCGCAGUUGGUAUUACGGUAUUUGUAAUAACAACUAUAAUAUUCAUUAUUUUAACGCUACUAGAAUACCGUAAGCUAAGGAAAGUUGAAACCAAGACUCCGUUACCGGCCGAUGUUCAAAGGUUUACAAUAUUUUUCCAAAAUCUAUUUGCGAAGAUUGGUGUUUUUGCCGCAAACAAUCCUAUACUUAUAAUAAUGGUAACCUCGUGGGUAUCAAUAGGUGUGUUAUAUGGCGCUUUUAGUCUUAACAUAACUUCGAAUCCUAUUGAACUUUGGUCUUCACCAGUAUCCCGCAGUCGAGAGCAAUUAAAUUAUUUCAAUACUAGAUUUGGUCCUUUUUACCGUGCGGCACAAGUUUUCUUGCAGUUCAAAGGAUUGGAGCCAUUUGAAGUAGAUAAUGUGACAUAUGGAUCUGCAUUUAGAAUUGAAGCUAUUCAUGAAUUGAUCAAACUAGAAGAUGAAAUUUAUAAAAUUGGAAAAGAUGACGGUCGCGUUUCACUAGAACAGGUUUGUUAUGCUCCUAAUCGUCCCAGAGGGGGAGAACAAAGACUUGAUCAAUGUGUUUCGAUGUCUGUAUCUGUAUACUUCGGUCAGGAUAGGGAUAACAUCAAUGAAAAUACCUAUUUAGAUCAAAUACAAAAUUGUCUGAACAAUCACUAUGCACUCAACUGCUUAGCAUCAUGGGGAGGUGGUUCCGAACCUGAGAUUACUUUUGGAGGUUUCGAAGGAAACAACAUUCUUAGUGCUGACACGCUUCUUAUUAACUUUCCAAUUACAAACUUCAUGUUAGAGGAAGAUUUGAGACCUGUCUUGGAAUGGGAGCAGAAAUUCAUAGAUCUAUUACAUGACUACAGAGACAACUGGAAGUCAGAUUUCGUUGAAGUGGCUUUCGGUACCGAAAGAUCAAUCGAAGAUGAGAUUCGACGGGUUUCAGUUGCAGAAAUUUUGCCGAUUUCGAUAAGCUACAUUAUAAUGUUUAUAUAUGUUAUUAUAGCGUUAGGAAAUGUAAGGCACUGUAAGACGUGGUUACUUGAUAGUAAAAUAGUAGUAGCAGCUGGUAGUAUUGUCGUAGUACUCCUUUCCAUUGGAUGUGCUUUAGGCUUAAUGGGCUACACAGGUAUUACAACAACCUUAUUGGCCAUUAAUGUUAUACCUUUCUUCAUUCUUUCAGUUGGCAUUGACAACGUUUUCUUAAUGGUGAAUACAUUGCACGAUAUUCAGAACGAUCUUAAAUCAUACGAUGACUAUAACGAAAAUUUUAGUUUUGUAAAGAAACGUAGUUUCGUUUUUGAAAAGAUGAUGAGUGCAGUCGGCCCUUCCAUAUUUGUUUCAUCAGUAACCCAAAUUACUUGUUUUGGUAUUGGAAGUAUAACUAAUUUCCCAGCUGUUCAAACAUUUGCUGUAUUUGCGAGUUUUUCCUUAACUUUCCUAUUUGUAUUUCAAAUCACGACUGUGGUAGCGAUUUUGUCCCUUGAUUACAAACGUGUGUCGCAAAACCGACCUGAUCUAUUUUGCUGUAUUCGAAAGAAGAUUCUUAAUGAUGACGAUCCUUUAAAUUCUGAAACUCCUUAUAAGAGUAUCACGAAAAGACUCAUGAAGCCUUAUUCUAAAUUUUUACUAAACUGGAAGACAAAGAUCAUUGUUGCUAUUUUGUUUAUGCUGUUGGUAUCUACUAGUGUUGUUUUAAUUCCACAAGUGGAAAUUGGCUUAGACCAAGAAAUGAGUUUGCCAACCGAUUCUUAUGUAUAUAGUUAUUUAGUUGCAGUUAGUAAGCUUUUACGUCUUGGGCCCCCGGUAUAUUUUGUUCUUAAGGCUGGCUUAGACUUUUCAAACACAAAUCAUCAAAAUGUUAUCUGCGGUGGUCAACUAUGUUAUGAUGAUUCUCUAUUCACUCAAGUGUUUUUAGCUUCUCAACAUAGCAGCAUCACUAGGAUUUCAAAAAGUUCUAAUUCAUGGUUAGACGAUUUUAUUGAUUGGACAAGUUUGUCUGGAGCUUGUUGCAAAUAUAAUACAACCGAUAAUGGAUUCUGUCCUAGUACAGAUAACUCCCCUGAAUGUGCUUUCUGUACUAUAGGAAGGGACGAAUGGGCCAACGGAUUACGUCCCAGUUCAGAAGCAUUUAAGAGAUAUAUUCCAUUCUUUUUGCGAGAUGAACCGACUCCAACCUGCAAUAAAGGGGGUCUUGCGAGUUAUGCAAAUGCCGUGAAUUAUUUACUUGAUUCUGAAGGACAUGCCACUGUGCGUGACACUAAUUUCAUGGCUUACCACACUUCAGUAAGUACAUCUUCAGAUUAUAUCGAAGCAGUAAAGUAUGGAUAUGAAAUCAGUGAUAGUAUAACUGCAGCCAUAAAGAAACGCACAGGCUUAGAUGUUGAAGUGUUUCCAUAUUCAAUAUUUUACGUUUACUAUGAACAAUACCUAACAAUAUGGGGUGAUACGUUUGCAGCUCUAGGCUAUUGUCUCAUUGGUGCUUUGGUUAUCAAUUUACUAGCAUCUGGAUUCAAUUUCUUAACAACUUUUGCCGUUAUAUUUACGGCGAUUUUGGUUGUCAUAAACAUGAUGGGCGUUAUGUACAUUUGGAAUAUUCCUUUAAAUGCCGUGUCUUGUGUUAACUUAGUUGUUUCUAUCGGUAUUGCUGUUGAGUUCUGCAGUCACAUUGCCUAUGCAUUCGAUUCGAGUACUCGUCCCGCAGAUGAAAGAGUACAAGAUGCGUUACAAAAGAUAGGUUCUACAGUUAUUACUGGUAUUACAUUUACGAAUAUACCUAUUAUUGUUUUAGCGUUCUCAUACACGCAAGUAAUAGAGGUAUUUUUCUUUAGAAUGUUCUUUACUUUGAUAAUUUUGGGAUUCUUACACGGGAUGGUCUUCUUCCCUGUAUUGUUAAGCUACCUGAACAAUUUAAGGAACAAAUAA